AUGAGAGUCUGGCCUAGGUCUGUGCUGCUCUCUCACUGGCUGUUUCUGGCCUAUGUGCUGAUGGUGUGCUGCAAGCUGCUGUCUGCCUCCAGCCAGCACCUCCGGGGACACGCAGGCCACCAUCAGAUCAAGCAAGGAACCUGUGAGGUGGUAGCUGUGCACCGGUGCUGCAAUAAGAACCGCAUUGAAGAGCGUUCACAGACGGUCAAGUGCUCUUGCUUCCCAGGCCAGGUUGCUGGCACCACUCGGGCACAGCCCUCUUGUGUAGAAGCUUCCAUUGUAAUCCAGAAGUGGUGGUGUCACAUGAAUCCCUGUUUGGAAGGCGAGGACUGCAAAGUGCUGCCUGAUUCCUCAGGGUGGUCCUGCAGCAGUGGCAAUAAAGUCAAGACGACAAGGGCAAGUAUGGAGGCAGCACAACGUCAGCCAGGGGGUCUGGCCUUGAUCUAG
Messenger RNA from Elephantulus edwardii (Cape elephant shrew), 447 nucleotides. RefSeq names its product family with sequence similarity 19 (chemokine (C-C motif)-like), member A4 (gene TAFA4). The transcript is spliced from 3 exons. Gene Ontology annotation, biological process: macrophage chemotaxis; phagocytosis. The coding region runs from base 1 to 447 and encodes 148 amino acids. Lineage: Eukaryota; Metazoa; Chordata; Mammalia; Macroscelidea; Macroscelididae. Gene Ontology annotation, molecular function: receptor ligand activity. The record is from RefSeq and is a predicted model, not a curated record.